Messenger RNA from Stereum hirsutum FP-91666 SS1, 1722 nucleotides. RefSeq names its product Phosphoribosylaminoimidazole carboxylase. The transcript has 3 exons. The record is from RefSeq and is a predicted model, not a curated record. The coding region runs from base 25 to 1722 and encodes 565 amino acids. Gene Ontology annotation, molecular function: phosphoribosylaminoimidazole carboxylase activity; metal ion binding; ATP binding. Gene Ontology annotation, biological process: 'de novo' IMP biosynthetic process. Lineage: Eukaryota; Fungi; Basidiomycota; Agaricomycetes; Russulales; Stereaceae.
CUAGGUGGAGGCCAACUUGGUCGAAUGCUUGUGGCCGCCGCAUCUCUUCUCAAUGUCAACGUCGUUAUCCUCGACUCUGGCGACCAUGGCCCUGCCAAACAAAUCCUCUCUGCCACUGACCCAUCACGGUCGCAUAUAAACGGCUCUUUUUCUGACCCAGAAAAGAUCAGGGAGCUUGCCUCGAAGGUGGCCGUAUUGACAGUGGAGAUCGAGCAUGUCGAUGCAGAGGUGUUGGAGGAGGUCCAGAAAACGCAGAAGGUGGAAGUACAUCCUAGUCCAUCGACCAUCCGUAUCAUCCAGAACAAGUUCCGUCAAAAGGAGCAUCUACAACAACACGGAACCCCCGUCGCCGAAUCGAUAUCCGUCGAUUCCACAAUCGAGUCCGUUACCUCUGCCGCACGGAGCCUCGGGCUCCCUCUGAUGCUGAAAAGCAAGACAUUGGCAUAUGAUGGCCGGGGAAAUUUUGUCCUUCGCGAACUCUCACAAGCACAGGAAGCGAUAUCAUUUUUGGGCGACAGGCCUCUGUACGCAGAACGAUGGGUACCGUUUACGAAGGAGAUCGCCGUAAUGGUUGUUCGGACUACAAGUGGCGAUGUCGUUUCGUACCCCGUUGUCGAAACUGUCCACAAAAAUAACAUCUGUCACCUUGUCUUCGCCCCACUCCGUACCCGCGACUCCACUCUCUUUGCCCGAGCGAAAACGGUCGCAGAGACUGCUGUCAAAUCUUUGAGUGGCGCAGGGGUAUUCGGUGUCGAAAUGUUCCUCCUUGAAGAUGGGCAAAUCAUUGUGAACGAAAUCGCGCCUCGACCACACAACUCGGGUCACUAUACCAUCGAAGCCUGCGAAACAUCACAAUACGAGAAUCAUCUCCGGGCCAUCCUCUCCCUUCCUCUGGGUUCCACCUCCCUCAAAGUUCCUUCCACCGCAAUGCUCAAUCUCCUCGGUACAUCAUCGUCCAUGCCCGAGCUCACCAACUUUGCCUCCACGGCUCUGACCAUUCCCGGUGCCAGCGUUCAUCUCUACGGGAAGUCGGAGUGCCGCGUAGGCAGGAAAAUGGGCCACAUCACCAUCGUCGCGGAGUCCGACGCACAAUUGCGCGACAGGCUGCGCCCACUCCUUCAGGCUCUUCCAGGCUCCGACGCGCCGUCUGACGUUCAGCGGUACGCCCCUCCACCACCUGCACCCGGUACAGGCUUUUCGCACCAACAUCCUCUCGUUGGUGUCAUCAUGGGCUCGGACUCAGACCUUCCUGUUAUGCUUCCCGCCGCGCGUAUUCUUGAUCGGUUCGGGAUCCCUUACGAGCUCACGAUUGUUUCGGCGCACCGUACCCCGGAUAGGUUGGUUGAGUACUCCAGAUCGGCGGCGUCGAGGGGCCUUAGAACCAUCAUCGCUGGCGCGGGCGGCGCGGCGCACUUGCCAGGAAUGGUCGCUGCCAUGACCGCGUUGCCAGUCAUUGGAGUACCGGUGAAAGGAAGUUCAUUGGACGGUGUCGAUUCGCUACACAGCAUUGUGCAGAUGCCGAGAGGCAUUCCCGUUGCCACUGUGGCGAUCAACAACGGGAUGAACGCGGGAUUGCUCGCAGUGCGCAUUCUUUCCGCUGGCAUACCUAGUCUCGUUGGAGAGAUGGAGGCCUACCUGAAUGGGUUGGAGAGCGAAGUUUUGACGAAGGUAGACAGACUCGAAGAAGUCGGUUGGGAGAAGUACGAGGUGAAGCGCUCGUAG